Nezara viridula (southern green stink bug) is the source of this 2342-nucleotide messenger RNA. NCBI's taxonomy places the organism in Eukaryota, Metazoa, Arthropoda, Insecta, Hemiptera, Pentatomidae. The record is from the annotation of a GenBank genome assembly.
AUUUUCCGUGAGCCUACACCGAUAGUUUGCUACACCGCCAUCAAGUUUAAACAAGCGAAACCGUUACACACUCAAGUCCGGUUAAAAUUGUUUAAUAUAUUGAGUUUAGAUCUUAUUAUUUUUAGUGGUUACGGUUCUGGCUCUCAAUUAUACAAUUACACCUCUAAUCAGUGAUGUCAGGCAAAGAAAACCAAUUUUACGUUCCUGGACAAAAUAAAAAAGUAUCAAUUCACAGUUGUGUUCAACAUGAUAAUGAAAAAGCUUUACCUCAAAAAAAUAGUUUAGAUAAACCUGUUUCCAGAUCUAGAUCGUCCACCAGAGCUGGGGAAAAACCUCUUAUCAAGAGAUCUAAUAGUUUACAAAGGACUCCACUUUCUCAAAACUCAGUCACUAGUGGUAAUGUUGAUCAGGACAAGAUUAAGACCAGAUUAGAAAAUAUGAGACUAAAUGCGAUUAAGAAAUUCACAGUAGAUAAUGGAUUAAGAAAGAAAUUUCCAUCUACUACAUCUAAUAAAAAGACAGAAAUUUCAAAGCAAGAACCUUUUAAAGCUUCUAUUUUACCUAGGACUGUACAACCCACAUUAAUAAAAACAGUUGCCACUUCCAAACCAGCUACUACUUUAAAACGGCCUUCCUUUAAUACUCAAAAAGAUGUCCGUUCUGGUAAUGUCUCAAAAAUUGAUAAAUCUCAAGUUAAAACUUUAAUUAAACCUAUUAGUGUUCAAUGUGAUGAGAAACCUAGCUGUGCUCCAAUCUCUAAUAAUCCAACACCUGCCCAGAUUCCUUCUGAUAUUGAAAAGUCUCUUCCUGAUCCGGAAACCAAUGCUUUAAAAAGUGAAGAAAUUGAAAGCUGUGAACAGUCUGUAUGCCAUCAUUAUGAUGUCAGUUCAAUAGAGAUUAAAAAACCAACUUCUGAUGCUGUCAUGGCCCCUCCACCCCCACUGUCCCCUGGUCCUCCCAAAACAUGGAAACAAAAAAAAAGUGAUGGUGAUUUUUCUAUUUCAUCUGUCACAUGUGAUAACCUAGUUGAAAAAAAUCUAGUAGAUAAAAAAGAAGACAAUGAAUCUAAGAAAAAGUGGUCAUUAGAUAACUUUGAAAUCGGAAAAGCUUUAGGUAAAGGAAAGUUUGGGUGUGUAUAUCUUGCCCGAGAAAAGAAGUCCCAUUAUGUUGUAGCUUUAAAAGUCAUUUUUAAGUCUCAGGUUACACAAGCAAAAUUAGAACAUCAACUGAGACGUGAGAUUGAAAUCCAAGCACACCUGAGGCAUCCAAAUGUAUUACGAUUAUAUGGUUACUUUCAUGACAGCAGUAGAGUUUACAUUAUUUUGGAGUAUGCAAAAAUGGGUGAAUUAUAUAAGCAUCUUCAGGAACAACCUGAAAAAAGGUUCUCAGAAAAGAGGAGUGCUGAAAUCAUUAAGCAACUUGCUGAUGCUUUGAUAUACUGUCAUUCUAAGGGUGUUAUUCAUCGAGAUAUUAAGCCAGAAAAUCUUCUUUUAAGUUACAAUGGACAGCUCAAAAUUGCUGAUUUCGGUUGGUCUGUGCAUUCACCUAACUCAAGGAGAGCAACUAUUUGCGGAACAUUGGACUAUUUACCACCAGAAAUGGUAAAAAAUACCAAUCAUGAUUACACUGUAGAUUUAUGGAGUACAGGAGUGCUUUGUUUUGAACUUAUAACAGGAAAACCUCCAUUUGAAGCUAAAACUUAUGAAGAAACUUAUUAUAAUAUCACACAUGCUAUUUAUCGAUUUCCUUCAUUCAUGUCUGCUUUGGCAUGUGAUUUGAUUAAAAAGCUUCUUGUACUUGAGCCAUCAAGGCGGUUACCACUUGAAGAUGUGAUAAAGCACCCAUGGAUUAUGUUAAACACCUGUGAAUAGCUUGUUACAUACUUAAUAAUUUUCACUUUUUUCUUUUGAAAUGAGACUGUGAAUGUGUUAAAAGCAUUGAUUUACAGUGCCACAUUUCAAGUAUUGUACAGUUGAAAACUCCUUUUAGCAUAAUUGACUGUUCAUAAUGAAGUUAAUGUAAUUAUAUUUUUUUAUUAGUAAUAUUUUAAUGGGAGUGAUGUAUGUUAUUAUUGUUGAAUUUGUAUUUAUUUGUAUUGUUCUAUUUUUGUAUCACUGUCUUAUAAAUAUAAAAAUCUAAUGAUUUGUUGAUUGUAUCGAUGAUAUUCGUUAGUAAUUAAUCAGUGGUUAGAUUUUUUGGUGUAAUUCAUCUAUUAAGUAUGCUUUAAGCUGGAUGAUUUAAGUUUUAUUAUUUUUAAUGAAGCCAAAGGUGUAGCAACAAAUCAUUAGUGCUGCUACACACAUUUUACGGACUAAGGUUUAAUAAAUCUUGUUAACAAAUUC